Molecule: messenger RNA, 2309 nt
Organism: Papilio polytes (common Mormon)
Lineage: Eukaryota; Metazoa; Arthropoda; Insecta; Lepidoptera; Papilionidae
Product: gastrula zinc finger protein XlCGF57.1-like
Exons: 6
Coding region: 92-1825 (577 amino acids)
Biological process (GO): regulation of transcription by RNA polymerase II
Cellular component (GO): nucleus
Molecular function (GO): DNA-binding transcription factor activity, RNA polymerase II-specific; zinc ion binding; RNA polymerase II cis-regulatory region sequence-specific DNA binding
Source: RefSeq, a predicted model, not a curated record
GAAGUAGAUAAAACUUAGCGUUUGUUUGUGAAGUACAUUUUACAUAAACUUUUCAUAAACAUUAUGAAUUAAACUAUUCGAAUUUAACAAUAUGGAUAAUCUCUGUCGAUGCUGUCAUUCUCACUACGGCUUUAAAAGCCUUAACACCACUUAUUCAUACGAAGGCACAGAAGAAACUUAUUCGACGAUGUUGCAAAAGACUUUCGACAUUAUUAUAAGUCCAGUAAUUGGAGAGUCAAAUACUAUUUCUUACUCCAUCUGUGAUAUAUGCAUUUCUCAUUUACAAGAUGCACUAAUAUUUAAAAAGCAAGUGGUGACUUGUGAACAAUUACUAUUUACACAUUAUAGUAACCUUAAUUACAAAGGCAAUACAUCUUAUAUCAAUACAGUGAAGGAAGAGGUGACAGAAAUACAUAUUGGGUUAAAGGAGGAAACUCUUCAUGAAAAUGACACUGAAACUAAAUUUGAAAAUAAAAUUACCUUGGAAAGUUUUAAUGAAUCUAUUGAUACUCCUGAUGAUCAGCCACUAUCUAUACUGAAAAACAAGGAACCUUAUCAAGAAUCAGAGCCUGAAGCAGACUGGGCAAGUGGACAUGAACUCAGUGAUUAUGAGGUAUCAAAAUCGGGAAAUAGGAAUGGAUCCAAGAAAUAUUCAUGUGACGUCUGUUGCAAACAAUUCACUUAUUAUGGUUCAUUACAAGUUCAUUUAUUAACACAUAGUGGAGAGAAAACUUAUCAAUGCCUUAUAUGUAAUAAUAAAUUUAUACAAAACAAAGAUCUAACUAAACAUAUAUCAAUAGAUCAUUCACAUAAUGGUACAUAUCCUUGUAAUAUGUGUACCAAAAUAUUUGAUAAAGCUCACCUUUUGAAAAGUCAUUUAUCAACUCACUAUAUAGACAAGUAUAAAUGUAAAAUCUGCGGAAAGCAGUUCCAAAGGAAUAAAGGACUAAAAGAACAUAUGAAAACACAUACUAAAGAGAAAAUGUACACAUGUGAAAUAUGUCAUAAAUCAUUCGGUCAUAAUCAAACACUAAAAUCACAUAUAUUAACACAUACAGGAGAAAAGCCUUUCGUUUGUGAUGUAUGUGGACGAAGAUUUUCACAGAGGACACAUUUGAAAAGGCAUAUAUUUAUAAUACAUACUGGUGUUAAACCAUAUUCAUGUAAAGAUUGUAAUAAACAAUUUUCAAGUAAGAGUUACUUGGCAAUCCACGCCCGUCAGCACACAGGUGAAAGACCUCAUACUUGUGAAGUAUGUAAAAAAGAUUUCACAGCAUAUACAACUUUGAAAGUGCAUAUGCGAGUACAUACAGGUCGCAAACCAUAUACAUGCAGCUUUUGUGAUAGACAGUUCGCUCAAAUGGCCAGUUUUAAAUUACAUGAACGAACUCAUACAGGUGAAAGACCUUAUUCGUGUAAAGUGUGUAAGAAACCAUUUUCUGAUAAUGGUUACUUGAAGAUCCAUAUGCGUGUACACACUGGUGAGAAACCGUACAAUUGUGAAGUAUGUAAACGGUCAUUUAGAGAGACAGGACAAUUAAAACGUCAUAUGAGAGUACAUACAGGUAUAAAACCAUAUACUUGUAAGAUUUGUAACAAACAAAUUGGUAAUUUAUCAAAACAUAUGCGUGUACAUUCUGAUGAAAGGCCGUUUAAUUGCAGUGUAUGUAAUAAACAAUUCACAAUAAAUGGUAAUUUGAAACUUCAUAUGAGAAUUCAUACGGGGGAAAGACCGUUUGCUUGUGAUUUAUGUAAUAGCCAAUUUACACAAAGCAGUGGACUUAAACGGCAUAGAUGUACACAUGCUGAUAAAGUUAAUACAUGACCCUAAAACUAGUGUUAGGUGUAAAUAUUCUUUGAUAAUAAGCUUUUUAAUUUAUGAAAUGUUUUAUAAUUUUCUUACUCUUUGAUUGUCAAAUGUAAAUGCGUUGAUAGGGUGAUGUAUUUGUUAAAUCAGACCUAUGAUUAAAAGAUAAUUAAGAAGUAAAUAAAUCGUUUCAUUCUCAACAACUACAAUGAUAUAAAUACUUAAAAAAUAUAUAGACAAAUUGAGAACCUCCAUUUUUCGGGAAGUCGGUUAAAAACAGAACAAUAUUUAAUACUGCAGUCCAAGCUCACAGCAAUAAUAAAUUAAGAAUAAGAAUAUCUUUAUUGCUCUCUAAUGUUGAUUACAUAAAUCAGUGUUGCCUUGACUACUUAACUAGGAUCCCUGUUUUUAAGUAGCCAAGGACUUCCCUUACAAAGUGAUACAUUUUUGGUGUGAAACAAAAAGAAAAUUUACUAUUAUUUAUUAAUUUUAACAAGUGAAA